Molecule: messenger RNA, 1689 nt
Organism: Blastomyces dermatitidis ER-3
Lineage: Eukaryota; Fungi; Ascomycota; Eurotiomycetes; Onygenales; Ajellomycetaceae
Product: MFS multidrug transporter
Exons: 6
Coding region: 1-1689 (562 amino acids)
Biological process (GO): transmembrane transport; basic amino acid transport
Cellular component (GO): fungal-type vacuole membrane
Molecular function (GO): basic amino acid transmembrane transporter activity
Source: RefSeq, a predicted model, not a curated record
AUGAGGAAUCACACUUUGGCUUCCAGUAGCGGAUGCUCUGGGCCAUCAGAAACGUCCCCUUUGCUCGGCGAUAGGGAAGCCUCCAAAACGCCAACCAGAAAGUCCAUUACCGAAGCACAAGAUGAGGAAACAGUAGAUCAGAAUGGGACCGAUGCUGCUCGCGAAGCCCAGUUCAGAGGCCUCCCUGACGCACAGAACCAACUGAAAUAUAUCGUGCCAGCGAUUUCCAUUGGGGUGUUCCUUGGCGCAGCGGAUCAAACGAUCAUUGUGUCCAGCUAUGGAAAGAUUGGAAGUGACCUGCAGGCGUUGAAUCUGACGAGCUGGAUUGCAACCUCAUAUUUCCUGACCCUGACCUCCUUCCAGCCGCUCUAUGGCCGUCUUAGUGACAUAUUCGGCCGUAAAGCAUGUCUUCUAUUUGCGUAUUCUGUUUUCGGGAUUGGGUGCGUGGGUUGUGGACUUGCGAGGAACAUUGGAGAGUUGAUUGCUGCGAGGGUGUUCCAAGGUCUUGGUGGCGGGGGAAUGUCAACUGUUGUGAGCAUUAUUAUGAGCGACCUUGUUCCCCUUCGUGAUCGAGGAGUCUGGCAAGGUAUCAUCAAUAUCAUAUGGGCUAGUGGGAGUGCGGUUGGAGCACCUCUAGGCGGCAUUUUGGCUGAUUACAUUGGCUGGCGCUGGUCGUUUCUCCUGCAGGGACCAUUAUGUCUGUUGGCUUUUAUAACUGUUUCAUUCACAUUACACCUCCCUGUGCAAGAUAAAUCUCAUUGGCGGCAAAAGCUCCGCCGGAUAGAUUUUCUCGGAGCAUUAGUACUGGUUGGCGCAGUGUUCUCCUUCCUCCUUGGAGCAGAUAGGGGCAGUAAUGUCUCAUGGUCUAUACCAAUAACCAUCGUGUCGUUAUCACUGGCAAUCGUUCUCUUUGCCGUUUUCCUCUGCGUUGAAGUUUGGGUAGCGUCUGAACCUUUCGCACCGAGCCAUAUUAUUUUUGAUCGGAGCUUAUCUGCCUGCUACGGAUGCAACUUUUUCAGUUUUGCCGGAUAUAUGGGUGUUCUUUUCUACUUCCCACUAUAUUUCCAGGCUACAGACGGUGUCUCUGCCACUGGAGCAGGUAUCAGGCUUCUUCCCUCCAUCAUAGCUGGUGUCUCCGGUUCAUUGUUUGGCGGCAUCGUAAUGAAAAGGACCGGUAAAUAUUUCUGGAUCACCUUCGUAUCCUAUGUCCUUCUAACUGUCGGAGUUGCCGCAAUAUUCCUCUGGUCUGGUGGUUUGGUUCGAAACAUUGUCGGAAUUCUUAUUGGCAUAACUAUAGCUGCAUUUGGAAGUGGAAUUGGAAUCACCACUACGCUGAUUGCAUUGAUCGCGUGCGCAUCUCCACAGGAUCAAGCAGUAGCAACCGCAUGCUCUUAUCUUUUCCGAUCACUAGGCUCCGUAAUUGGGCUUUCAUUUGCAUCUACAGUGGUCCAACAGUCUCUGCGAACGGGUCUGCGGUCUGCUCUCGACAACAAUAAGGAUGUCGAUAAGAUUGUUAACGGCGUACGCCAAAGUUUGGACUAUAUCAAUACUCUGGAUCCGCAGACCAGAGAAAUCGUGCGAAAUUGCUAUGGAAUGGCCACGAACCAUGCAUUCGGCCUUUCGAUCAUUGUUGUCUUUUUUACGACGCUCAGUGCCCUUUUCAUCCGGGAAAAGGCUCUUAGCCGUUGA